GGGUAGUUUCGUCUUUUGAUCAUUCGAUGCGUUACCCUCUCCGCCUAUAUAAGGCCAGAGCUACAAAAACUAGGGUAUAAAAAGCAGAUCUCAUUCUCCCUCUGCACCAAAGUUUCUACAACCUCAACGAGCGGAAAAAAAGUUGUUGAUUAAGAAGAGAAAUCAAAUGGCAACAUUUGAGUUGUAUCGUAGGUCAACAAUUGGAAUGUGUUUGACUGAAACUUUGGAUGAGAUGGUAUCAAGUGGAAUUCUUGGUCCUGAGCUUGCUAUCCAAGUUCUUGUUCAAUUUGAUAAGUCAAUGGCUGAAGCUCUGGACAAUCAGGUUAAGACGAAGGUUUCUAUUAAGGGGCAUUUGCACACGUACAGAUUCUGUGACAAUGUGUGGACAUUCAUUCUUCAAGAUGCUCUGUUCAAGUAUGAUGAAUGUCAGGAAAAUGUUGGAAGGGUUAAGAUAGUGGCAUGUGACUCAAAAUUGCUUGUUCAAUGAGAAGAUUAUGUGAUUUGGUAAAUUUUUAAGCUUAGAAUCAAUGAAUGAAUGAAAUAUUAUGGGGUUUGUUCCUCUGUUGUAAACUUAUAAUGGAACAGAGUGAAUUCCAAACACUUUCCCCAUAAACUCA
This is a messenger RNA of Lactuca sativa (garden lettuce), 617 nucleotides long. RefSeq names its product transcription initiation factor IIA subunit 2. Lineage: Eukaryota; Viridiplantae; Streptophyta; Magnoliopsida; Asterales; Asteraceae. Gene Ontology annotation, cellular component: transcription factor TFIIA complex. Gene Ontology annotation, biological process: transcription initiation at RNA polymerase II promoter. The record is from RefSeq and is a predicted model, not a curated record.